AUGUCCCCGGACCUGAACUCGCUUCCACCUUCGUCUCCGACAAUCCUCUCCCGAACCAUGAACACCUCGAGCCACAACGGCGACGGUGGAGCCGCCAUGGGCACCGAGUCUCCCCCGUCGGCUUCUCGCUCACAGUCCAUCUCGUUACAGGCUGCCGCCACCAUGAAUGCCGGCCUCCAGCGACGCUCCAGUUCCGCAUCCAGACAGCAACAUUCCCCAGCUGGUCGUCGAAGGUCAACCGUCCUCUACAAUCUACAGCACAACGAUCCGUCAGUUCCGUCCGCAGGCGAGAUGCAAGAGGGCUCUGGCGCAAUCUCCGGGACGGGCGCAAGCUUCGAUCACAGAACGGGCAGCCCGCAUUCCAUAUCGCGUUCGCCAUUGUUGACGGGAGGCGAUCCGCACCACAACCGAACUCCCAGCCUGGGAGAGCUCCAUCAGGAGCUCGAGGCCGAACAGGAAGCCCAAGUUAAUCGACUGCUUCAGAUGAUCCGCCGGCAACAAGUAGAGCUCCAACAGCUCCAGUCGCAACAAGGCCAGAGCCAGUCCACAGUGGCAGCCGAAGAUCCCACGCCUUCCUCGGAGCGGCCCAGCUCGGUCGUCAUUCCGAGCGGUGGCCUACCUCAUCAAACGUCUUCGGUCUCUACGCCGCGAUCGCCCGUUAUAUCGCAUGCACGCGGGUCUUUUGACGCCAAUCGUGAUUUCCGGCCAUCUCGCACCCCUAGCAGCCAUGCUUUGUCCCCCAGAAUGAGAUCUGGGUCUAUCAGCGGGGAGCCUGGUGAACCAUUCGCCCUUGGGGGCCGCGAUGAGACCGCCUUCUACCAAGCAGAGACCCAGUCAUUGGUGCGAGAAAACCAGAUGCUGCGCCACCGAAUUAGAGAACUGGAGCGCCAGCUCAGCGAGGCACACGCUUCAUCCUCUGUAACGCGAGAGCCGGCCCAUCCCUCACAUCUUCUCCAGUCUCAGUCUGUUUCGGAGGAGGGAGGCUCUGAGAACAUAGCACCUGGUAUAGAAGCCCCCAAGGCCGACUGA
Messenger RNA from Neoarthrinium moseri, 1029 nucleotides. RefSeq lists its product as uncharacterized. The record is from RefSeq and is a predicted model, not a curated record. The transcript is spliced from 3 exons. NCBI's taxonomy places the organism in Eukaryota, Fungi, Ascomycota, Sordariomycetes, Amphisphaeriales, Apiosporaceae. The coding region runs from base 1 to 1029 and encodes 342 amino acids.